Molecule: messenger RNA, 3237 nt
Organism: Gigantopelta aegis
Lineage: Eukaryota; Metazoa; Mollusca; Gastropoda; Neomphalida; Peltospiridae
Product: alpha-1,6-mannosyl-glycoprotein 2-beta-N-acetylglucosaminyltransferase-like
Exons: 9
Coding region: 504-1895 (463 amino acids)
Biological process (GO): protein N-linked glycosylation; oligosaccharide biosynthetic process
Cellular component (GO): Golgi membrane; Golgi stack
Molecular function (GO): alpha-1,6-mannosylglycoprotein 2-beta-N-acetylglucosaminyltransferase activity
Source: RefSeq, a predicted model, not a curated record
GGCUGCUGCGUUCUUCGGGUGAAAAGAGGGAAGGAAAUGUUAUUGGUUUGGAAAUCUGCAAAUCACUGCCAGGAGCAUGGAAUAAGACAAGAUGUGACUGCCCGUGAAAAGGUUUGGGGAGAAUUGCAGUGUCACCUGCUUCAUUGCUGUCUAGAUCGGGCACGGCAGGAUGUCCGUUGCCAUGGGGACUGACACUGCCAACGAUAUGGGAUAAAGUGCCAAAAACAACCCAUCUCAAUGCCCACCUGCCAAAAUGGAAAAGGAGACUAGCAUUUUCUGUGAUAAUAAUAUAUAAUAAGUUUUUUUUUUUAUAGUUUUUUAGUUUUUAUUAUAUAAAGUAAAGGAAAUUGGCCAGGUGCCAGUAUUUUUCUGUGUUGAUGUAUGUCUGAUAUUGCAUGUGGUUGACUCUAAAAGUCAGCAGCGUCGAGUUGAAUGUCUGCGUUGAAUGUCUGCGUGAAUGCUGUGAGUUAUUAAUUUAAUCAGUGUUAGUCGUCAUCACAAAAAUGAGGUUUUACCCUCGACGGAUUCUCCGGUCCGUUCUCGUGGUGACCAUGUUGCUGUUCGUCAUGCUCAAUCUGCACAUCUUGCUGACGGCCCAACCGGAAGGUUCGUCGGAGUACCGGAAAGCCCUGAUUCUUCAAGGAAACCACAAAAGUAUUUUUGAAAUGCACGUGCAAUUUAGUAACAGUGAUGGAGAAUAUGUCCAGUUGCCAAACCUUCCGAAAUUCGUCAUCACGCCAAAACUGAAACCUUUCAACAUGACCCCGAUUGCCAUAAAUCACGAUGUUGAUGUGACAAAUCUUACCGUAAUAAAAAGCGAAACGGCUCGAAUUAACGCGGAGCAGCAGAUUCACAACAUUGACCAGUUUGGUCUGAGAUUGGACAGUCACAGUGUCGUUAUUGUUAUACAAGUACAUGAUCGCCAUGACUACCUCUAUAUUCUGCUAGACUCGCUGCGAAAAGUGAGGAACAUAGAAAAAACACUGCUCGUUAUCAGCCAUGAUGUGUAUUCUCCUGAGCUGAAUCAAGUGGUAGAGUCCAUAGAUUUUUGCCCGGUUAUGCAGAUUUUCUUCCCCUACUCCCAACAGAUGUUCCCAGAUGUGUUUCCAGGAGAGAGCGUAAACGAUUGCCCAAGGGAUAUUAAAAAAGAUCAAGCUAAGCUUAAGAAGUGUAAUAACGCCGAACACCCAGACAAGUAUGGACACUACCGUGAAGCUAAAUACUGCCAGGCCAAGCACCACUGGAUAUGGAAGCUGAACCAUGUGUUUGAGGGUGUUGACGUGCUCAUCAACUAUGAGGGGAUGGUGCUGCUGCUGGAGGAUGACUACUUCCUCACCGAGGACGCUCUCACCAUGCUGCAGAUGAUGCACAACCUACAACUCAAAGACUGCAAGGACUGUCGUAUGUUUGUCAUCGGAAACUACGACAAAAUUCAAAACUACAAAAUGAAUUCUGGAAAGGCUGAGAAAGCAUACUGGAUUUCAUCAAGACACAACAUGGGCAUGGUAUUCAACCGUAAACUGUGGCAGGCUAUUAAGCAGUGCAGUCAGCAAUUCUGUUUACAUGAUGACUACAACUGGGAUUGGACAAUUCAGCAUUUAAGUAUGAAAUGUAUUCCCAACAAAAUCCGCUUACUGAAGAUGAAAGCCUCGAGAGUCUUCCAUAUAGGAGAGUGUGGUAUGCAUGUAAAAGGAAAGAGCUGCAACCCUGAUGGGAAACUGAAGAAGGUUCUUGAUCUUAUUGCCAAAAACAAACAGUAUUUCUUCCCAAAUGUGCUGACAGUGGCUGGGGAGUCGCGUUACAAACUGCGGGACCCCAAGGCCAAUGGCGGGUGGGGUGACAAACGAGACCAUGAUAUGUGCCUGAGUUUUUUCCAAAACAGCACAGUCAGCUGAUAGUGAACUGAGGCUCUGUGUGGUCUACACAUUGUUGUCAUCGAUGUCCACUAUCGUUCUCAACAGAUUCCAUGGAUCUUCUGCUCAGUAUGAUGUAAAAGACAUCACAGAGGUUUGUGUCGGCUGUGAGAGUAUGGAAUUCCAUCUCUUGUCAAAGACAUAACAGAGGUUUGUGUCGGCUGUGAGAGAGUGGAAUUCCAUCUCUUGUCAAAGACAUCACAGAGGUUUGUGUUGGCUGUGAGAGUAGAAUUCCUUCUCGUGUGAAAGAGAGAGGGAAACUAUUAAUGGCUUUUGCAUUUCAAGAGACGUUGCUCAUUGUAUCAAUACAAAAAUGUGCCAAAAUGGUGGAAGAAUGACUUUUAUGUACUGAGAAUACUAGACAGAGGCGAGAAGAGAAAGAACAAAAGUCGUAUGACUUGAAGAAACAAGGAACGAAAAGAAGAAGAAGACUUCAGGAAAUUAACACAAGGCCAAAACUGAAAAUACUCAUUACAGAUAUAUACUACUCAAAACAAGUUAAGGAACAGUAAAUAUGUUGGGGGUUUUAUAUGCAAGUGAAGUUUACCAAAAUACCAUUAUACUGCAUGCAACAGAAUUUCUGUGGUUGUGAGAGUGUAAUACCUAAUCUGCAUAAUAAGCAAAUGCAGAAAACAAUCAUUGAUGUCUGUAUUUGUGACACUGGUGGUUUCAACAAAAUGAACAGAAAUAAUAAAAAAACACCCAACUAUAUAUGUUAAAAUGUUAGCUUGUUAGGAGUUUGAAUUCCAUUAAGCAUUGUAAGAACAUGACAUUAGGAGAUAAGGUUUGGGCUCCAAGAUAAAAAUUCACACAAACAAUGUUGCACAAAUGCUGUAUGAAUAUUGCUGUGUAUUCAAUACAAUGUUUUGUUACAUUUAUUAAUUGAUUAAGACUGACAGUGCUACAGUUAUAAGUCAUUCAGGAUUGAGCUUCUGCAUUUGCAUAUAAAGCACAGACACAGUGUUCAGUGCCAUAGCAGUGAAAAUAUUGUUGCAUCCAGUGUAGUAGUAAUGCGGUGAAAUGCAUGGCAUAUACAGUACGUAUGUUUACUGACCCUCCACUUGUUUUGAGUAAUGCAUCGUUUAAUGUGAAGAAACUAAAUCCAUCAGUAAAAACACCUGUACAGUUGAUCCUGUCUGUUAUAAUCCACCUGAUGGAUUAACAUAACAUAGCCUUUAAAGGGACAGACCCUAGUUGUUUAAACACUUAACGCAUAUUUUUCACCUAGACUAGUUUUAAUCCAUAAAAAUGGACACUAAGUUUGGUUAGUUUACAAAGCUGUAACAAAUUUAGAUACAACAGAGUGAAACAAGAGUCUGUGAUG